This is a messenger RNA of Paramuricea clavata, 1396 nucleotides long. The record is from the annotation of a GenBank genome assembly. Lineage: Eukaryota; Metazoa; Cnidaria; Anthozoa; Malacalcyonacea; Plexauridae.
AUGCCUUCGUCAGCAGAGAUAAACGCUGUCAACAAAGAUAAUUCUUCACCAAAUGAUCAACGUUCACAGAAACCUGAACCAAAACAGAAAAAGCUGCUUAGUACAUCAGAACAGGUACCUACCAGAAAAUGUUUCAGAUGUGGACUUACCUGGCCCCACAAAGAUCAACCAUCCCCUGCUGAAGGACAGCAAUGCAACAAUUGCAAAAAGUACAAUCACUUUGCACGUGUUUGAGGUCCACUCGACGAAAACAACCCAGCAACGAAGUCCGUAAGAUUGAACAGGCUCAACAAUAAAUAGAAAGUGAUGACUGCGAUGAAUAUGUGUACACACUCGAGACACCAGCUGACAAAGAGAACUUUCAGAAGACAUUAAGAGUUGGAAAUUCAGAGAUACAUUUUCAAAUUGACACUGGUUCAACUGCCAACAUUAUCAAUGAAACAUCCUAUAAACAUCUUGUUGAUGGAAACCCUACAAUAACCUAUGCCAAGUAAAAAAACCCGCCUUUUUGGUUUUGCUAGCUCUACACCCUUACAAGUCUUAGGACAAUUUCAAUGUACUGUUGAGUCAUCGCAUAAAAUAACGACUGCAAAAGUGUUUGUAGUGAAAAAUACAACUGGAUGUUUACUUAGUGGACAUACAGCAAUUGAAUUAGACCUCAUUCAUGUUAAAGCGAAUGGAGUUACAACACUCAACUCCAAAAAAAUACCAACUCGUCUCAAGCUUAAGAAUUUCAAGGUUCUUUUACACAUCGAUCCAAGUGUCAAACCUGUAGUGCAGCCCACUCGUCGCAUUCCCUUUGCCAUUCGAAACAGAGUUGAAGUCGAACUGAAACAUUCAGAAGACUCUGACAUUAUCGAGCCUACUGCAGGGCCUGCACAGUGGGUUAGCCCUAUUGUUGUCUUCCCAAAGCCUAACCAGCCUGAUAAAAUACGCUUGUGUGUUGAUAUGCGUAUGCGAAAUCAAGCAAAUGCCAAAUUGAUUCAUAUGUUGAAGAGUGCAUUAAAAAAUUCUCACCCUGCCAAUCAGUCACUCGACCAAAACUCCCUGCACCACUGAAAUUGAUUCAGAUGCCAAAGCAUCCAUGGGACACAGUUUAUGUAGAUUUUCUCGGCCCAUUUCCAGGUGGAGAAUUACUUCUUGUGACUAACGGAUUUUUUCAACACAUGGUUUACCAAAGAAAAUUAUCACCGACAACGGCCCACCUUUUAUAAGCUAUGAGAUUCAGAAGUUUAUGAAUGAUAAUAAGAUCCAUCGUCAUAAGAUAACACCACUCUGGCCUCAAGGCAAUGCGGAGGCUGAGAACUUCAUGAAACCUUUGAAGAAAUGUAUCCAAGCUGCUCAUGUUGAUCAUAAAAACUGGGGCAAAGAAAUGUAUCAAUUCUUAUUAAACUAA